Molecule: messenger RNA, 3153 nt
Organism: Salarias fasciatus (jewelled blenny)
Lineage: Eukaryota; Metazoa; Chordata; Actinopteri; Blenniiformes; Blenniidae
Gene: ogfr
Product: opioid growth factor receptor
Exons: 7
Coding region: 184-1809 (541 amino acids)
Cellular component (GO): membrane
Molecular function (GO): opioid growth factor receptor activity
Source: RefSeq, a predicted model, not a curated record
GCCGAGCCGCUGCCUGUCUGACGAUGGUUCACCGUGAAGACGGAUGGUCAGGGCCGUCCCCGUCUAACCUGAACAUGCAAGUGUAACCCGACUCAUCCUCCGGUUAUAGUGCUUCUCCAGGUUACACGCUUGUUCCGUCUGAGCGGGUCACAUCACCCCUCCGUUUUUUUUCUUUUUAUUUAAAUGAUGGAGGACGAAUGUGUUUGUGAUUACGACUCGACCUGGGACACCGAGAGUGAUGGAGACGACCCGGCCGGAGAGAGCCAUAACCGGCGCUGCAGUCAAGACAAAAACAAAUCCAGCUGGGGUUUAUGGCAUCACACGCCCAGAAACAUGAGGGCAGCGAAGGACAUGCAGAACUACAGGAGAGGAUACCCAAACCUCACAGAUGACGAGUGCUCAGAGGACAAAAUGAAUAAUUUGCAGUUUUAUCUCAAUAAAUUUCCCUCUGCUCCUGAUGAUGUCUACAUCGAGUCGUUUCUGAAAGAUUGGAGGAACGACUACAAAAGACUUGAGAGAGUUCACUCCUACAUUCAGUGGCUUUUUCCACUGCGAGAGCCCGGGGUUAAUUACAUGGCUUCAGAACUCACCAAGAAGGAAAUUGAGGCCUUCAAGCAGAGUGAAGAUGCCAAAAGGAGGCUCGUGGAGUCCUACGAGCUCAUGCUGGGUUUCUAUGGCAUCUGUUUAGUCAACAAAGAGAAGGGUGAGGUGAAGCGCGCGGAAAACUGGAAGGAGCGUUUCGGAAACCUCGAGCGGAAUAUGCACAACAACCUGCGGAUUACUCGCAUCCUGAAGAGCCUGGGCGAGCUGGGCUUCCAGCACUACCAGGCCCCGCUCGUGCGCUUCUUCCUGGAGGAGACUCUGGUCAGGAAGACCCUGAGCAGCGUGAAGCGCAGCGUGCUCGACUACUUCCUGUUCGCCGUCCGGGACAAGCACGAACGGCAGGAGCUGGUGCGCUUCGCCUACCUGCACUUUGAGCCAAAGGACAAGUUCGUGUGGUGUCCGAAAAAGAUUCAGAAACAAUUCAAGAAGGCAGAGAAGAAAUCAGACGCUGUUGGGAACGGAGAGGAAGUCAAUUCGAGAGGGAAGAACAAAGACGGCGCUCAUCAGAAGGAGGACGGACUUGAUAACGCCGCAAAGACUCAGAAAAGGACUGACAAGACUCCAACUAAGGACAGGAAGCUGUCCGGAACGUCGCCCGAGCCAAAAGCAGACGCCGAGGCUGUGGAAAACGGAGUCGUGGAGGUCGAUUCUAACGACGAGGCUGUGGGGAACGGGAACGACUCCACAGACGACGCCACUGAGAUGGAUCAGUCGGCCAGUCCCGAAACUGUGGCGAGCAAAACUGAGCCCAGCGCGGACGCCAAGCAGAAGCCCGACGACGACUCGAAGAACUCCGCACAAGAAGCCGACAACAAUAUGCAAACGGACGGGGACGCCGAGAUCGAAAAACCGCCCAAGAAGAAGAGAGAAGACACCGAGGCGCUGCCCAGCAACGGCUCCGGCGGGCCGACGGAGGAAAAAGCCGGCGGUCAGACGAGCCCAUCGGCGCACACUCCUCUAAAGACUUCCAAACACUCGCCCUCCCCGUCGUCAGAGAGGGAGGAGAAAAUCCCACGGACUGAUUUCAAUCAAGUGCCAGAAAAAAGGGAGGACGAGGAAACGACAGUGGAGGAUCUUCCCGCGGCAAACGGGCCACUGAUGAAAAGUGAGAAUGGUGCAGCGGAGCAGACCAACGGGAGCCAGGCGGAGGACAUGGAUAUGGAAUCGAACCUUUUGAACGCCGACCUAUCUGUGGAAGACUCGUGAAUGAACUGAGUGCUGUAGGAGACAAUACAUUUGAACUGCAACUAAAUGUAAUAUAGGGAAAGAGUCCAACUUAAAGACUUUUUAGGCCUUAUUUCUACUAUAUUUGAUGUUAAGAUAAUGAUUAUUUUUACGUUUGAAGGACUAUACAGUUUAAAAUGAGCAGUUCAUUUUUAACGGGAGACCUUAUGCGUCCCUCGCUGUUUGGCCACCAGACGAUAUUAAGAGGUAAGACUUGUGCUGUUCAAGAUUUAUUUUGUUUUCUUUAACAAAUCCAGACGUGUUGAGAAGAAGCAGUUUAUUUGAGCUGAUCAUACUUUAAAGCAGUCAGAGGUUCCCGGGCUCUGAAGGUCUUCUCUAGCUAUGGAGUCGAUUGUAAUGAAUUAACAAGACACUUUGCAAACAUAGUUCUGCGUCCAGGAUUGGAUCAGUGUAGUUUGACGAGAGCGUUCCCCUCCCUCCCACCCCCACCCCCACCCCCACCCCCACCUCUUUCUCAAAGAGAGGAAAUAUAGUGACACUAGGUGACUUUUCCCCUUGCUUUAUGAGCUUUUUAAGGGCAUUACUGAAGCGGGAUAGACUUUUAAAUCCCCCCAGUGAUUGACGUGACCAAACGUUCAAACGGCCUGAAAGCAGGAAAGCUUUCAUCAACUCUUUCCUCUCCCGAUUUAUUUAUUUUUUAUUGACGGUUCAUGUGUUUAUAAGUCACAUUGGGACAGUACGGUCUGAAGACGAACUGUUGUCAGGGUGUGUUCAUGUCGGAAAACUGUUUCCAUGGCGAUGCAUCGUGUCCGAGGACACGACAGAAGACGAGGAAAUCCCGUCAAAGCGUCGGAUCUUUGUAGUUUUGCUUCCUGAUGUGUUCACGUGAAGUUUUGGACCGCGCACAACUGAACUUUCAGGCAUUAAUACAGGUUAUGAAUCGGAGAUAAUAAAGGUACAUACAAUGCGUCUGUCAAUAAAAUGAAGGAUUUAGCUUUUUUAACUCCCUAAUACUUUGACAUUUGAGUAUUUUUGCACUGAGCAUUACAAUGAAUUAGAAGAGCCUUUUCUCCCUCUGAGCUGUUUUCGCGAGUUUAAAAUCUUGACUGAUUAUAGUGUUUUUGUUGGACCCUGCUGUUCAGAAGGAGUUAAAGACUGAAUGUCAUUUGCUGUAUUUCAUUUAUCAGAUGUUUUUUUUUUUUUUUUAAAUUCAAGGCUGCGUUCACAGUUUAAGUUAUUUUUCCUGAUGUUGCACAGUCUGCGUGUGUUCUCAUGCAGAUUUGGAAAGAAGUCGAGUUUUGAACAGCUUUGCCAAAAAAAAAAAAAAAAAGAAAAGAAAAAAAAUGUGAUAAGACUGGAUGAUUG